GGUGGUCAGCUCAAACAAAUGCAUUACGCGUUGGCCAUUAAAGAUGAGUCGGAUUUGAAUCGGCAGCCAGUUUUGGAUGAGGCGAGGGGAGAAAAAGACCUCCAGUGAUGUCAUGGGGAUAAAUAAUGCACAUGCACGCAGCGUGUUCGUGCGAGCUGAUUUCCCCUCUGUUUACUCCACCGCGUGUUUGUCCUCCCCUCUGCGUGAUAUUUUUAAAGGAAACUCUCCAUGUUUGCAGAUAUUUAAAUGAAUGAACGCUCCAGUGCGCGUGGAAGGAGACGCAGAUAAUAGGACCAAGUGAAGCACCUCCCCUUUAAACGCAGUGACUUUCUCUCUGCUUUUCUUUAUCUGCGGGCUCCACGCACUCGCUCGCACUCAUUUGGACCUUUGCCUUCGCCUCUCGUAGGAGUCGUCGCUGGAUUUGUGCCCCACUUUCCCUGUUCCACCCGGAUUAUUGUAUUUUGGGGAAAUACGUUUUGUUUUGGUUUUUUUUUACCCCUUUUGAAUCAGAACGCGUGGAAGUUGUUUCGUGGGCGGACACGAAGGGAGACGGAAUGAAGCGUGCAAAGUGGUUGAGGGGCUGAACAAACAUAAACGCACGUUGGCUGUCUUUAAGCACCACACCAAGUUUGGACGCAAAGCCGCGAUGGCCAAGUGGCUCAAAGACUACUUGAGUUUUGGCAGCAGGAAGGUACCCCCGCAGCCUCCCACGCCGGACUACACAGAGAGCGAGAUCCUAAAAGCCUACCGCCUCCAGAGGGAACUGGACUUUGAAGAUCCAUACGAGGACUCCGAAAACCGGCCCAGGGCCGAAUCUGGGACCUCGGAGCCUGCCACCCCCGUUUACGGCUCGCCCAUGAAGUCCUCCAGCGCGGAUGUGAAAUCUCCUAAACACAGACUCAUCAAAGUGGACUCCCAGGACCUGGGCCGCACCAAGAUCCUGCUCAGUGCCAUCUCUUUAGACGACCAGCAAGAACCUGCAGUGCCGUCUGCUCCGCUGGCGGGGGACACGGAUUAUUCGGACCCGUUUGAUGUUCGCUUGGACCAUCGACCAGAACCGGAUGUCAGACCGGUUCCCUCAGAAAACAAUGGCUACAUGGAACCUUAUGAGGCCCAGCGAGUCAUAACAGAGCUGCAGCGUGGCCCAGGAGGAGGACGGUCACGGGGCGGGCUGCAGCUGUAUGACACCCCGUAUGAAGACGGGCGAGGCCAACGUCCGGGCUUCAGCUUCGGGGAAGCUCAGGAGGAGGGCAAGGAAGGCAGCAGGCUGCCGCAAGACGACGAGAGACCGGCCGACGAGUAUGACCAACCUUGGGAAUGGAAGAAAGAUCACAUCUCCAAAGCUUUUGCAGAGAUGAAAGAGUUGUCAGAGCUGUCCUGGCCUGCCCCGGUGGGUCAGAGGGGGGAGGAGGAGCCCUCCGCUAAAGAGCAAGUGCAGUUCGACGGACCCGAAUGGGAUCGCUCGUCGUCGCCCACCGAGCGCUUGCGUCCUCCAGGGCCCCGGUCCAGCCCGCUGGUGGGCGGGGGGGUAAAGUUUCGAAUGCCUCAGGAGGGCCUCACCAUGGUUGGGGAGAGGGUGGACCCCACACAGCCUCUGGAGAAGCAAGUGUGGUACCACGGUUCACUGUCUCGGUCUGAAGCGGAGUCGCUGCUCACCUUGAGUAAAGAGUGUAGCUACCUGGUGAGGAACAGCCAGACCAACAGAUGCGAUUACUCGCUGUCUCUCAGGAGCUGCCAGGGUUUCAUGCACAUCAAGUUCACGCAGUGCAAAGACGGCAAGUACGUGCUGGGACACAACAGCCCGCCGUUCGACUCCAUCCCCGAAUUGGUGCACUUCUACACCACGCACAAGCUCCCCAUCCGUGGCGCCGAGCACCUGUCGCUGCUCUUUCCCGUGCUGGUGCAGACGCUUUGACUCUGAAAAGUUCUUUUUUUUUUUUUUUUUUUGAGAAACUUCAAACUCAUUCGUCUCGGUUAUUUUUAGACUGGACCUUUUCACCGUUGUACUACUUGUGCCAAGUGUCGCUCACAUCCAAGGAGAUUGAUUCGCAGAGAAGGCAAUACCUGAACUCCGCUCCCUCCCUCCCUCCCUCCCUCUCUGUCUGACAUAUCGGUGCUGAACCAAGGUCGGCGGACUUCAGGACAUCAGAAAUUCUCAUUUCGUUUUUUUUUUUUCCUUCUUGGCCACACAUCCGUCACACCUGAGGAAGUAAGUGGCACCUUGGGAAAAGUUGAGAGAUGCUGAGGUUCUGUUCGCACAGGAGAUUUUUGCCGAAGGUGGAGAUUCAUUUACUGCUGUUCACCCCGCCCCCCCCCAAAAAAAAACCAACUUCAGUAACACUGGUUCAAUAUUCCUCUUGUCAGGUUUUUCACAUUUCUACUAGGAUCAAUAAAUGGAACAAUAGAAGACGA
Hippocampus comes (tiger tail seahorse) is the source of this 2412-nucleotide messenger RNA. It is a transcript of the gene shdb, whose product is annotated as Src homology 2 domain containing transforming protein D, b. Gene Ontology annotation, molecular function: phosphotyrosine residue binding. The record is from RefSeq and is a predicted model, not a curated record. Bases 647 to 1915 code for a protein of 422 amino acids. NCBI's taxonomy places the organism in Eukaryota, Metazoa, Chordata, Actinopteri, Syngnathiformes, Syngnathidae. The transcript is spliced from 8 exons.